CAUAUUUUAAUUGAGUGCCUGUUUGGCAUAGACACAUAACUUAAUCAUGAACCUACUCAUAUCAUUCCAACCUUAGCUGCGGGAUUCUUGGCUCUCUGAAUCCGAGAAUUUUCUGUCUUCUUUUCUUUUCCUCUGUCAGCAAAGCACUAGCAAAGAGCCUGCUCUAAACACCUCUUUCUAUCCAUUGAUCUCUAUCCAUAACAGUAAUAGAAAGAACAAGUCCAAAGCUGAAGAACAAUUGUGCUCUGUUCAGCAAAAAUGGCAGGAAUGCUUCCGGGAGUUGAAUCAGCUAGAAGGAGAAGGUUCCAUAAAAGUGGAGGGUGCUUGGAUGGACCACUGUUGGCUCCUCAUAACUCCACUAGGCGCUCUUCGUUCUGUUUGUAUGCAAGUAACCAUGAAUCUCGCAUUUCCUCAUCUUCUUCCCUGCAAAGAGGCUUGCUAUACCAGGCACACCUUGAUGAGAGUUUGGGGGGAGCAGCAAGAGAAGCUAAACAUAGAUUGGAUGACAAGUUCAGAGCACAAAGGGUAUCUGAAACCAAUAGUGUGGAGGAGAGAAGAAGAAGCUUAGGAGAGUUGGGGACAGAGACAUAUGGGUCAAGGAAAAGUGGUUCAAGGAGGUUCAGUUGGAGCAAAUUGAGCUGGAAGGCCUCAGAGCAAGAGGAUUGUGCAGUGUGUUUGGAAACAUUCAGGAAUGGGGAGACACUGAUUCCUCUUCCUUGUGCCCACAGGUUCCAUUCCAGAUGCUUGAAGCCUUGGUUGGAAAAUAAUUCACACUGUCCAUGCUGCAGAACCACCAUUCUUUCCCUCUAGUUUUUAUUUUUUUCAUUGUGUGUAAUUGUAGACUUGGUUGGAUGAUGAAGUCAAGAAUUUUGACCAUCUGACUUACUUUUAAUACGCGUGAGAUUAAGUGCUGAGUUAAUGUGAAAGAACUUUCAUCUAAAA
Molecule: messenger RNA, 942 nt
Organism: Lotus japonicus
Lineage: Eukaryota; Viridiplantae; Streptophyta; Magnoliopsida; Fabales; Fabaceae
Product: probable E3 ubiquitin-protein ligase RHY1A
Exons: 3
Coding region: 259-810 (183 amino acids)
Source: RefSeq, a predicted model, not a curated record